CUUUUGUACUUCAAUGUUGAAGAGUUCAUUUAGGAGAAAAAUAAUAGGAUGUCUUAGCAAUGUUUUUAUCGUUGUUAAUAACAGAUUUUACAAAUUCUGUGAUGAAUAGGUAUGCAGAAAAGAUAAAAAAAAAGAUUUAAGUAUUUUGACGGAAUUUAGAAAUCGUGACAUUUCAUGAAUCAUUAUUAUUUUGGACAUUAAUCCGGCACUAUGAAGUUAUUAUUGAUCUGAGAGCACAUGUUGCAUUGGGACUAUCGAAUUUAAAAAAAAAAGGAAAUAAUGACCAAGAAAAAUCUUAGGUGAUCCUGGUGCAGUACAAUGCUACAGACCACAUGGAUAGCGCUCAUUUUGGGUUUUUGGUCAUCUCUUUAUCUCCUGGAUGCAUAUUUGAAGAGUCACAAGACAUACAGCAGGCAUUACUUUAAGUUCCUUGAGCGGACUGGGUUCUCGAUCUCGAUAUGUCAGUGCCGCUGGUACUCCACUCUCUUCAAUCGGAGCUUUGUGAGGAUAGGUCAAUGGAGGCCCCGAUUGUUACGCCUGUGGUUCACGGUUGGAGUCCUGUUUGGAUUGGUGGCAAUGCUAUUGUCUGUCUGUCUGCUGACUCUCCUGGUCAUCAACACGCUCCGUAAGGAACCAGUGGAGCAGCAAGUCCUCACCCCGGUGAUGCCGGGGGUAAACCUCCCCACCAGUCAUCUGUCCUACUACCUACUUACCCUGCUGGUCUGUGGAAUCCUGCAUGAAAUGGGUCAUGCCAUCGCUGCUGUCAGGGAAAAUGUGCGAGUGAAUGGCUUUGGACUGUUCCUUUUAAUUCUGUACCCUGGAGCCUAUGUCGACCUGUCUUCAGAACAUCUCCAAGUUGUCUCCCCUUUACGACAGUUGCGGAUCUAUUGCGCUGGAGUCUGGCACAAUUUUGUCAUUGUCAUCUUUGCGUUAAUCGUCAUCUUCAUCCUUCCCAUCCUCCUCAUUCCGUUCUACUCCACAGGAAGUGCCGUCGUCAUCACACAAGUGUCGGAGAAUUCUGCAGUGUCUGGGCCCCGGGGGCUAGCUGUGGGGGACCCGGUCACCAGCAUCAGUGGCUGUAGGGUGACCGACAUCGAGGACUGGCAUGCAUGCGUGACCCACAGCAUCAAGGAGGAGUCCAUUGGACACUGCCUGUCCAGGGAGAAAAUCUCCGAACUGGACGCCACACCCAAAAACCUGACUGAUGUAGCUAAAGCGGUCGACUGCUGUAAUAGUACCAGUAGUACACACCUCUGCUUCAAGUACCACAUCAAAAGCAAGUCCCAGGAUAAAUACGCCUGCCUUCCUGCGAGAAUGACAACAGAUCGACCCAUGUGUAAAUAUCAGAGUGACUGUUACAUUCCAAAGGCUGACAUGGUCUGUGUAUACCCCGCCCUGGACAACUUGACCAAACUUCUACAGGUGUUCCACGGCCGCAAACCCCCGCUACUCUUCCUGGGCCACCCCCUGGAUCUUCAUUACUCAGUGGUGCUGAGUAACUAUGUUCCUAAAUCUUCCAUAAUUCCUCUCAAUCUACCUUAUGUCCUGGAGACAUUCAGCAAAUACCUAAUUUCCCUGUCUGGGGCUCUGGUCAUCCUGAAUGUGGUGCCGUGUUACGCCUUGGACGGACAGUGGAUCUGCCACUCCUUCAUUGAGCUGAGUCUGACAUCAGUCAUUCCGGACCGUGAGAUACGGGGACUCAUAUACUCUGUGAUAAUCUUGUACGGGACUGCUUUACUCUUAGUCAAUGUGAUCCUGGCCAUGUGGAUGUUGUUUACGUGAUAAAGGGUGUGUGCAUGUGUGUGUUUGUGUGUAUGUAUGUGUGUGUGAGUGUGUGUGAGAGAGAGAGAGAGAGAGAGAGAGAGAAUAUAGCUGUGUUUGAACUACCGGGGUAUACUUUUUUUGUAAAAAUGUGUUGAGUAGAAUAAAUCGGCUCGUGUUCAGCAAACGAUUCAUGAAUAGAUUAUUUUUUAUGUAAUGUUUUUGUCACAAGGGAAAAACAGAGAUGUCUGACCAAUCACAUAAAUUAUGAAAUACAUAUAGGGACAUGUAUAUGGGUGGGGAUAUGUUAUAUUUAUACAUGUUUGUUGGUUACAAUGUGUUGAGUCUACAGUUGAGUUUCUGUUUAUAUGUUGUCAACAAAUACCACACAUGUGAUGAAAAUUUAGUUGUUAUUGGUUUACAACUACCAUUUAAGAUGUAUAACACUUCUUGGGUCCAUAUGUAAUCUGUCUCUUUGUAGAAAUUUUUAAAACUUGUGUGGGUGCCAUUUUCUCUGUAGAUACGCUUAGUUGAUCUCAUGUAAAUGUUAGCAACAUGUUAACAUGUACACAGUUACAGUGAAACCAUUCAAUCUACACUUGGAUGCACUGAAAAGAGAUGAGUUUUGUUGUGUUGGAAAGUAGACAGUGUUGAAGAAGUACCGGUAGGCAUUGUUGAAUGUUUCUAAUGAAUUUAUAAAUUUUGGAACUGGAAAUGAAAUGGAAAUGGACAGCAUAGCAAAUCUCUAGUGUUGGUAUAGGAUGGUUUCUCUAACUGUAAUAGUUGUAACAUAUCAAAUUGAUAUGGAUUAUGACUUGUGAUCUUUGUUUAUUAAAUCAAACAUUUGAUAGGAUCAUUGAAUCAUUGAAGAAAAUAUUGUUCACACUUCUUUAUCCAUCUUGUGCUGUAAAUCAUUACAUGUAUUUGCAGCAAAAUUUCAUUUUUUUUAUAUUGUUCACCAACUGCAUUGCUUAAUAUAGUUCAGAAUCUAUGAAUAUUUUGUAACUGAUAUAAAGGAUGUAUUUCAAAUCAUAUCUCACUGUAUGUUACCCAAAAUGGUUUAAAGGAUUCUGCACUGAAUUUUCCAUUUACAGCACAAAUUAAUCACUAUUCUAUUGAAAGACCCAUACUGAUAUUUUAAGAUACCAUAUUUAAUGUUCUAGUAUUUAAAAGACAAGGACUACCUUAUUUUCUUUCAUUAUUUGUAAGUGAUUAGUGUUUAUAUACAAUUAAAUUUAACAACAUGACCAGGAGAAUCUCACAAAUUGUACUACCUAUCAAAUUCUUGUUUUUAAUCCCCUAUGCCUGAUAUCUAGGGUCAAGCCACCUUAAAAAAUGUUAGCUUGCUCUCUCAUGACCAACUGAUCAAAAAGUACAAAACUCAAGGUAUUUUUAUAAACAACAUGUAAAUAUAUAUAAUUUGGUAAAUUAUUUUGCAUAUUAAUUAUCAAAUUUCAUUUGUGUGCAACUUUGAAAAAAAAGAAGAAAAUUGAUUUCCCUACCUACAUGCCAAUGUUUUAUAUACAGCAUCAGGAGAGCUGAGGCAAUCAGACAUUUUUUUUAAUGGAUGCCUCUCGAUCAAGCAAUUUUUUUUUUUCAUUUAAGAGAUAAGCCAAAAUGUAUAAAAGAAUAUCCUCUAUUCACUGAGCACUUUUAGAUAACUUCUUAAAUUUACUCUUAGAAAAAUAUUUUUUUUAAUGAAAAAAAUUAGUUGUUGUUGAAUUGGAGUUAUCUCUCCUUUAAUCUCAUUUGUAUACAUGUAUUAAUUUAUCUUUCAAUGCACUAUAACACAUUGACAGAUUUAUUUCUGUAAAUUCUUUAGUUAUAACAACAAUAAAUGCAAUAUAUGAUGUAAUGAAAAAUAUCUAUGAAAUGAACUACUCUAUUGUUGGUGCAAGUGCCCUUUAUACAUGUAAUACAUGUAAUGGAGAUAGCAACUUGUAAGCAUUAUAAAGAAACCUUGUGAUAAAAAACUGCAAUAAUUGCUACUGAAAAAUAAAAGAUGUACAAACUA
Messenger RNA from Magallana angulata, 3775 nucleotides. Its product is annotated as membrane-bound transcription factor site-2 protease-like. Gene Ontology annotation, molecular function: metalloendopeptidase activity. Gene Ontology annotation, cellular component: membrane; cytoplasm. Bases 319 to 1782 code for a protein of 487 amino acids. Lineage: Eukaryota; Metazoa; Mollusca; Bivalvia; Ostreida; Ostreidae. The record is from RefSeq and is a predicted model, not a curated record. The transcript is spliced from 9 exons. Gene Ontology annotation, biological process: regulation of response to endoplasmic reticulum stress; membrane protein intracellular domain proteolysis.